Messenger RNA from Theileria annulata, 5718 nucleotides. RefSeq lists its product as uncharacterized. NCBI's taxonomy places the organism in Eukaryota, Apicomplexa, Aconoidasida, Piroplasmida, Theileriidae. Bases 1 to 5718 code for a protein of 1905 amino acids. The record is from RefSeq and is a predicted model, not a curated record. The transcript is spliced from 2 exons.
AUGGUUACCAAGUGUACCUCUGGAAAGGGAGCUAAUUUUAUGGUUACCAAGUGUACUACGGGAAAGGGAGCUAAUUUUACAGCUAUGAAGUGUACUACUAAGGAUAUUGGUACUCCUGGAAAGGGAGCUAGUGGUACAUUUGGACCAAGCACCGUAACUGAAGAGAAAAAAAUAAAAAAAUUUAUAAAAUGUAAAUAUAUAAAUAUAAAUAACAAAAAUAACAAUGUAAAUGGAAAUGAAGUUGAAUUAUUAACAGAAAAACCAUAUUUAUAUAUAUAUUUGAUGAAGAAUAUUGAAAAUGAAAUAACUAAUGAAGAAUUUAAUAAAUUUCUUAACAAACGUUUGAAUAAUAAAUUUAAUGAAGAAUUUCUUAUUAUUAUUCUUAUGGAAAAUAUUAAUAACAAAUUCUAUAAUAAAAUUAAAAAUCAUUUACAUAAAUUACAUCUACACAAUCGUAUUAUCAAAUUAUUUCUUACAUCACGUAUCUUAUUAUUAUUUACUCCUCGAAAGGGAGCUAAUUCUACAGCCACCAAGUUUAUCAUUGGACCAAGCACCGUAACUGGUGAGAAAAUUCCUAAUGAAAUUGCUGCUGUAACUAGAUCUGGGGAGUCAAGUACUUUUUCUGAGGAUACUAAUGAUAAGGUUAUUAAGGAUAUUGAGGAUAUUAAUACUAGGGGAUUAAGUACUGUUACUGAGGAAACUGGUACUAAGGAAGCCCCUUUAGGGGCUGGUAGUAAGGAUAGUGAGGAAUCUGGUACCGUUGGAGCAAGCACCGUAACGGACACCGUAAUGGAGAAAAAAAUAUUUGAUUAUAUAAAAUUAUAUGAAGAUUGGUUGAAUAUAUUUUAUAAAUUAAAAUUAUUAAUGGAUUAUUUAAUUUUUUAUGAAAUUUUAUUUUAUAAUCCUAUUUUUUCUUCCGUUACGGUGUCUAGUACCACGGCUACAACUACUACUGAGGAUACUAAGAAUACUACUGGUAGUAAGGAUAUUGAGGAUAUUGGUACCAUUGGAGCAAGCACCGUUACGGAAGAAAAUUCUACUAUUCUUGCUGCUCCUAAUGUACCUACUGUUACUAAGGAUAUAGACACUCUAAUCUUAAGAAUAAAUACCAUUAUAAAUAAUAUAAUAAAUAAUAAUAGUAUAAAAAAUUUAACAAAUUAUGAAAUAAAGAAAUUUAUAUUAUAUAAACAAUUAUUAAUAAUAAAAUAUAAUUUAAAUAAUAAAAUUAUUUAUUUAAUUACAUUAUUUCUUUUCAAUUUUAUUUUCUUUUUACUUAAUAAUUUUAUACCAAAUAAUUUUAUUUUCAAUUUUAUUAACAAUUUUAUACCAACCAUAACAACAGUACCAACUGUACCAACUGUACCAACUGUACCAACUGUAACCUCAGUACCCUCAGUACCAAAUAAUAUACAAUUGAAUGGUAUAAAUGAUAUUGUAUUGGAAAAUUUAAAUAAUAAUAAUAUAAUUAUUAUUUUAUUUGAAAUUAUUAUUUUUAUUAAUCAUUAUAUUAAUUCUUCCGUUACGGUGACUGGUCCACCAAACAAUACUACUACCACGGGAAAGGGAGCUAAUUUUACAGCCACCGAGUGUACUAUGGGUACUCCCGGAAAGGGAGCUAAUUUUACAGCUAUGGAGUGUACUACAGGAAAGGGAGCUAAUUCUAUGGGUACCAAGUGUACUAGUGAGAAAAUUCCUAAUACUAUUGCUGCUGUAACUAAUUCUAGGGAGUCGGAUACUUUUGAUGAAUUAGAUACCUUAACGGAUAAUAUAUUAAUAUUAAAUAUAUUAAAACAAUAUAAUAUUAAUAUUCAUACUAGUACUAAGGAUACUAUUGGUACUAAGGAUACUAUUGGUACUAAGGGUACUAUUGGUACUGGUACUAAGGGAGCUAGGGAUACUACUACUACUACUGGUACUGGUACUACUGGUAUAGAAGAAGAUAAAUAUAUAAUAAAUACAUAUAAAUAUAUAUCAUUUAUAUAUUUAUUAUUAUAUAAAUUUUUAUCAUACAAUAAUAUUAUUACUUCCAUUACGGGGUCUGGUCUCACAGAUACUGAAGAUACUACUGAUACUGAGGAUACUACUGAUACUGAGGAUACUGAGCUUGAUAGUAUAGUUGAACCUGACACCGUAACUGAGGAGAAAAAUCCUAAUAAAAUUGCUGUUGUAACUAAAUCUGGGGAGUCAGGUACUUUUUCCGUAGAUAUUAAGGAUACUAAUACUAAGGGAGAGGGAGUUAAUACUAAGGAUACUAAGGAUACUGAGGAAACCCCUUUUGAGGUUGAUGAGGAUACUGUAGAUGAUAUUAAGGAAGAUGAAUUUAUAAAUUAUAUUAAUAAUAUUUAUAAUAUAAUAAUACAAUUAUCAUUUAAUAUACAAUUUCUUCAAUCUAAUACUUCCGUUACGGUGACUGGUCCACCAAACAGUACUAGUACCCCCGGAAAGAGAGCUAAUGACACUUUUAGUACUAUGGGAAAGGGAGCUAAUUUUACCCUUAUGGAGUGUAUUCCGGGAAAGGGAGCUAAUUCUACAGGUACCAAGUGUACUACCGGAAAGGGAGCUAAUUCUACCCUUAUGGAGUGUACUAGUGAGAAAAUUCUGAAUGAAAUUGCUGUUGUAACUAAAACUGGGGAGUCGAGUACUUUUACUAAGGAUAUUACUGGUAAGGUUAUUAAGGAUAGUAAGGAUACUGUAGAGAUAAGUAAGACCCCUUCGGGGGGAGUUGGUGAGGAAGUUGGCUGCCUUGAACCUCACUCCGUUAUGGAGGAAAUAAUAAAAUUAGAAAAAAAAUUAUAUAUAGAACUAAAUAAUAUAAAUAAUUAUAAAAAUAAUAUAAUAAAUAAUUGUAUAAAAUAUUUUAUAUUAUCAAAUCUUAUUAAUUAUAAAGAUUUAUUUUUAAAUUUUACUUAUAUUGAUUCCAAUUAUCUUUAUAAUUCUUUUUAUUAUAAAUUUAUUACUUCCGUUACGGUGUCAGGUACAACAGAUACUAUUCCUCCUCCUAAGGAUACUAUUGGUACUGAGGAACCUGACACUACUGAAGAAAAUUCCACUACCCAAUUUGCUGCUACUAAAGUAGCUGAUGGUAUUAAGGGAUCUACUACUAGGGAUAGUGAUGUUAUUACUACAGUUGGAGCAAGCACCGUAAUGGAGGAUAAUAUUACUGAAUUUGAAGAUAAUAUAAGUAUUAGUACUAGUGAUACUAUAGAAGAUACUAUUGAUACUAUUAAUACUAGUGGUAAUAUUAUUGAGGAAAAAAAUAUUAAUGAAAUUGCUGCUGUAACUAGAUCUGGGGGGUCAAGUACUUUUUCUGAGGGAGUUCGUACUGAGGAUAUUAGGGAUACUGAGGAAACCCCUUUCGGGGCUGUAGAUGUGGGAACUGGUGCCGUUGGAGCAAGCACCGUAACGGAAGACACCGUAAUGGAAGAAUUAGAUAAAUUAGAUGAAAUAGGUAUAGAUAUGAAAAUAUAUAAUUGUGAUGAAUAUGAACAUAUAUUUAAUAAAAAAAAUUAUAAUAUAAAUAAUGAAGAAAUUAUAUUACAUAAAUUUUGUAAAAAUUUUCUUCACAUAUUAUUUAUUAAACCCGUUACGGUGACUGGUCCACCAAACAGUACUACCCCUGGAAAGGGAGCUAAUUCUACAGGUACAGAGUGUACCCCUGGAAAGGGAGCUAAUUUUACAGCUAUGGAGUGUACUACCGGAAAGGGAGCUAAUUCUAUGCCUAUGGAGUGUACUACGGAGAAAAUUCCUAAUGAAAUUGCUGUUGUAACUAAAACUGGGGAGUCAGGUAAUAAUUCUAAGGAUACUAAUACUAUGGAAACCCCUUUCGGGGAUAAGGAAGCCUCUUUCGGGGCUGCCGUAGGACCAGUCACCGUAACGGGAGACACCAUAAAAGAAUUAUUAAUGAAAAUAAUAUUAAAAGGAAUAAUAAUAAAAGAAAUAAUAAUAAUAAAUAUAGAUAAUAAAAUAAAAGAAAUAAAUAUACCAAUAAAAAAUAAAUUAAUUAAUCAAAAAAAUAAUUUGGAUAAUGAAAAUUUGAAUAAUUUAUUUAUAAAUGAAAUAAAAUUACCAAAAUUUAAAAAUAAAUUAUUAUUAUGUUUAUAUAUAAUUUCUAAUGAUAUUAUUUCUAAUAAUAUUAAAUUAUUCAAUAUACAAUUAUUUCAACAAAAAUUAAAUAAAUUAUCAAAUUAUAAGAAAAUUAAUGAAAUUAAUGAAAAAAAUGAAAAAAAUGAAGAAUUAUUGGAAAAAAAUGUGAAAAAUGAAGAAUUAUUGGAAAUGUUGGAAAUGUCGGAAGAAUUAUUGGAAAAAAAAGUGAUAAAUAAUGAAAAAUUGUAUAUAAAAAAUUAUGAAAUAAUAUUAACAGAAAUAUUUGAUGUAGAAUUAUUUGAUGAGAUAAUAAAUUUAUGUAUAAAUUUUAAACAUUUAAUAAAAAUUAAUAAAAUUUUAGUUAAUAAUAAAAUUUUAUCUACUAAUAAUUUAUUAUUAAAUUUCAAUUCUUCUUAUAAAAUUAAUAUUCAUCAAAUUAUUAAAUUAUUAGAUAAUUCCUCCGGUACGGUGCUUGGUCACACGGCCAGUAAUGCUCCAACAGCCAGUAAUGGUACUGAGGUUAGUACUACUGAGGAUACUGGUAUUACUACUGUAGAUAGUACUACCAAUAGUAAUAGUACCACUAAUACUAAGCUUAUUAGUACCAUUGGAGCAAGCACCUUAACUGAGGAUAAUAUUCCUACUCAUUUUACCCCUGGAAAGGGAGCUAAUUUUACAGCCACCGAGUGUACCCCUGGAAAGGGAGCUAAUUCUACAGCUAUAGAGUGUACCAUUGGAGCAAGCACCGUAACUGAGGAGAAAAUUCCUAAUGAAAUUGCUGUUGUAACUAAAACUGGGGAGUCAGAUACUUUUUCUAUGGAUACUAAGGGAGUUGGUGAGGGUAGUGAGCGAACCCCUUUUGGAGGUACUGCUGGUCUGAGUGAGGAUACUUCUGUUGGUGGACCUGACCCCGAUUCGGAAGAAAAAAUAGAAAUAAAAGUAUAUUAUAAAAUGUAUAGAAAAUUUAAAUCAUCAUUAGAAGAAUUAUCAGAAGAAUUAAUAUAUAAAAUAUAUUUAAAUAGAAUUAAUAAUACAUUUACUAUUUCACGUAAUUAUAAUUCUGGUACUAAUUUAUAUAUUUCUAAUUCUAUAAAACAUUUUAUUAACAAUAUUAAAAUUAUUCAACCCGUUACGGUGCUUGGUCAAGCAGAUACUAUUCAUCCUCUUAACAGAGCCGUUACUAAGGAUACCCUUAGAGCAAGCACCGUAACUAAGGGAAAGAGAGCUAAUUUUAUGCCUAUAGAAUGUACUAAGGGUAAUAUUGAUACUAGUAUUAAUAGUAUUAAGGAUAUUAAGGGUAUAAAAGGUAUAAUAGAGAAUAAUAAUAUAAGAAUGGAAUAUAUAAUGAAUAUACCAUAUUAUGGAUAUAUAAAUAAGUAUAUGAAAAUAAAUAUAAGAAUAAGAUUAAAUAAAGAUAUGAAAAUAAGUUAUAAAAUAGAAAAAAAUGAAAAUUGGUUAAUAGAAGGAUUAAUAUUAAAUAAUAUAAAAUUAUCUAAAAAUACAUUUUUUAAUAUUAAUUUUAUAUUAAUACCAAUUAAAUUAGGACAUUUAUAUUUACCUAAUAUUAAUUUUAAUCUUAAUCUUAAUUUACCAAAACAUCAAAUUACUAUUUUCCCACAACAUUCUUUAAUCUAA